UGCCAUACCGAUGCGACUUUUGCCAGACGUCAGCACUUGCCGCUUCAAAAGUUUGAACUUUGGGGGUUCGUUAGAGGUUAUUUACUUUUUUCCCUUAUUUUAAUCCGCGUGAAUGAAACUCGCAUUAUCUAACAAUGGAAAACGAGAGUGUGUUAUCAUGUUCGGUGAAUAUCGAGUGGUCGAACCCCCAAGGCAUCAUCCAGCGAAAACUGGCCCACAAGAGCGCCUUCCUGCGCCUAAUUCGCAACGAUGCCCGUGAAAUCUUCAUUGAAGUGACCGCAGGCAAGUCCGUCCCCGUCAAGCUCCAACUGAAAGGCAUUUCCGUCCACAACAAGUUCAUGAGUGAGGGCAAAGCCUCCAUAAAAUUCCAAGAAGAGCACUGCAUGAUGUUCCUAUCAAACGCGCCCCCGAACCAGCUUUUCACCUUCCUGAAGACCGUGUUUGUGAAAAUGACGGGCGGGAAACCGCCCCCGACCUCCCACCAGUCCUUGAGGACUCAAUUACUGUCGAAUAAACCGGCCACGUUUGAGGAAAUCAGUCCCGUGACUACGGCCGAAAUGGACAAGGCUAAGGCCAAGAUUUCGAAAGGGACGGACACGACGCCGUCGCCUUUGAGCCGCAAACGCAAGCUGAGCUCCCGGCCGGGGGCCAAACCCGCCUCCUCCAAGAGGCUGUACGCGGCUUCGCCCACCCCCAACGAGCCCCUGGAUAUCGAGCAGAAGGAGGUGCUGGAGGCUUGCCUCAGCGGACGCAACGUGUUCUUCACGGGGAGUGCAGGCACGGGGAAAAGCUUUCUUUUGAAGAGGAUUAUUGGGGCGCUGCCGCCCGACGUGACCGCAGCCACUGCCUCCACAGGUGUCGCCGCUUGCCACAUCGGGGGGAUCACCCUGCACCAGUUCGCCGGGAUCGGGGCCGGCGAGGCGCCCCUGGAGCGCUCCGUCGAGCUGGCGUCGCGCCCGGGGGCUUACACGGUCUGGCGCAAGUGCAAGCACCUGAUCAUCGACGAGAUUUCGAUGGUUGACGGGUCGUAUUUCGAGAAAAUCGAGGCAAUAGCCCGGAAAGUCAGGCGGAAUGAGCAGCCUUUCGGCGGGAUUCAGUUGAUUUUGUGCGGGGAUUUUUUCCAAUUGCCUCCGGUGGCCAAAGGCAAAACUCCAGUCAAGUUCUGUUUCGAGACGGAGGCCUGGAGUCGGUGCCGAUUGUCGGCGUAUGAACUGAAAAAAGUCCACCGGCAAAACGACGACGAGUUUAUCAAAAUCUUGAAUUGUGUGCGCAUUGGACAAAUUCCUGAAGAUAUGGCGACGAGAUUGGCCGAAACGUCGCGACAGAAUAUCGAAAAGAACGGGAUUUUGGCCACGAGGUUGUGCUCGCACACGCUGGAAGCGAACGCGAUUAACGAAGCGAAACUUAACGCACUGCCGGGCGAAAAACUCGUCUUUACGUCCGAAGACUCACACCCGCAUCUUAUCAAGCAGUUGGAUCAGCAAACCUCCAUCCCGCACACGCUCGAAUUGAAGGUCGGUGCGCAGGUGAUGCUUUUGAAAAACAUAAACAUCGCCACGGGGCUCGUGAACGGCGCUCGUGGAGUCGUCAAAUCCUUCCAAGAAGGUGUUCCCGUUGUGCAAUUCCGUAGCAAAGAAUAUGUCGCAAAGCCUGAGCGCUGGUGCGUCAAAAGCGCCACCGGUGUUAUGCUCACGAGGAAACAGGUGCCCCUUAAACUAGCGUGGGCUUUUUCCAUUCACAAGUCCCAAGGUUUGACGUUAGAUUGUGUUGAAAUGUCGCUAGGAAAGGUGUUUGAAGCCGGUCAAGCUUAUGUUGCGUUAAGUAGGGCCCAAAGUUUAGACACGCUGAGGGUUUUAGGGUUUAAGGCCUCGCAAGUCUGGGCCAAUAAAAAUGUUUUGGAUUUUUAUCGGUCGUUGAACUUGCAGAUGGAGGCCAUGAGACUUAUUCCCUUGGGGAGGAGAGAGGACAAGGCAGCGGUUAAAAAAUCCUACAAACCUAAUGCGAAAUUGAUGAGCAAACCUUUAGUUACUAUUAAUUAAGUCGCGUAUGGAGAAUGAUAUAUUUUACAUUUAGAUUAAGUUUAAAAGUGAGUAUUCGAUUAAUAAAGUAUUAUGAAACGGU
Messenger RNA from Tribolium castaneum (red flour beetle), 2121 nucleotides. RefSeq names its product Pif1 DNA helicase (gene Pif1). Bases 135 to 2039 code for a protein of 634 amino acids. The transcript has 3 exons. Gene Ontology annotation, biological process: DNA repair; telomere maintenance. Gene Ontology annotation, molecular function: ATP hydrolysis activity; DNA helicase activity. The record is from RefSeq and is a predicted model, not a curated record. Lineage: Eukaryota; Metazoa; Arthropoda; Insecta; Coleoptera; Tenebrionidae.